AUGUCAAUCGCAAAUCCUUCCACAGCCUCAACAUUCAGGCCACAUGUGACCAGGUGUGUCAUCACCAGCCUUGAGGCAAAGUGGCCUGGGUCAGUCCAUGACUCAAGGAUCUUCUCAGAGUCUUCACUGUGUCACAAACUCGAGCAAGGGCUCUUCAGUGGAGUGCUGCUCGGGGACAGGGGUUAUGCCUGCCAGCCAUUCCUAAUGACCCUGUAUCCUAACCCUGGUGAAGGGCCACAAACCAGUUUCAAUGUGGCCCAUGCCAAAACCAGGGUCAGGAUCGAAAUGACCUUUGGGAUACUGAAGGCCAGAUUCACCUGCCUGCGGGGGCUCAGAGUGGCCCCUGAAAGAGCAUGCCGCAUUAUAACGGCCUGUGUUGUGCUGCACAUCGCCACCAUGAGGAAGGAGAGGGCCCCUCCUGCAAACCCCCAACCUCCUGAUGUGGUAGACCCCAUCACCCUGGACUACCCUACUGGCAGGGCUGUCAGAGAUGCAAUCGCAUUAUUAUUUGCAUAA
Molecule: messenger RNA, 516 nt
Organism: Trematomus bernacchii (emerald rockcod)
Lineage: Eukaryota; Metazoa; Chordata; Actinopteri; Perciformes; Nototheniidae
Product: putative nuclease HARBI1
Exons: 3
Coding region: 1-516 (171 amino acids)
Source: RefSeq, a predicted model, not a curated record